GUUCCACUGGCAACAUUUGGCAUGAGCAGAAGCGGAAGCAAAGCGUCAAUGCCAGCAGGGAUGUCCUAGGGUGUGGUGGCUCGCUUCUUUAGCUCGUCAGAGUGGAAAGAUGCUGGCUAAAAGGGAUGCAGGCCUUGCACGGCGUGCUCUUUCUCAGCUCAGAGAAGGGCGCCGGCUUUCUUACCAGUUGCUAGGAGGAACAAGUGCAAAUGAGUUGCAGGAACCAGACUCUUUGAAUAGGCUGGACGGAGAAUCAGUGGCGAGGCAUCAUCGGCCACUUCCGGCGAAAUUAUGUGACAGGGUGUCGCGACAUGUGUGUCUUCAGCCAUCCACUUCAGGGCGUGACUAUCAAGGGACUGCAUCCUCAAAGCUUAGUCUCAUCGGCCUUGUGCCGCGAUUGUCUAGUGAAGAGUCGUUCGUGUACCCGACAAGCGGCACAAACCGAGUGCAUACCACCAUUUGCAGAGGGUUUGCUGCGAAUGCUGGGGCGCCUCGCUCCGUUCCUUCCUCAGGCCCCUCCCUCCAAGAUUUCAUUCAGUCAAGUUAUCGUCCAUCAGAUCGUCACCCCACUCUAGAUAGAGACACGAACCUGCCACAAACUCCAUACCUGAGGGGGCAGCCUAGACUUGGUGGUGGUCGAGUGUACUUUGAGACUUACGGCUGCCAGAUGAAUGUGAGCGACAUGGAAACUGUACUGGCUAUCAUGAACGGGGCGGGCUUCGACAAGAGAGCGGAGAGAGCUGAAGAUGCUGAUGUCAUCUUCGUCAUGACGUGUGCAAUUCGAGAGAACGCUGAGCGGAAGAUUUGGCAGCGACUUGGAUAUUUCAAAAACCUGAAGAGGAACUGGCGGCAGGACUGGAAAAGCGGGCCCGGGGCGCAUCUUGCUCAGCGACCGCCCAAGGUCGCCGUUUUGGGCUGCAUGGCGGAGCGCCUGAAGACGAAGCUCCUGGAGGCUGACAAGCUCGUGGACGUUGUGUGUGGACCUGACGCCUACCGGGACCUGCCCCGCCUGCUCGCGCAAGUCGACCGGGGCCAGACGGGGGUCAACGUCAUGCUCUCGUUGGACGAGACCUAUGCUGACAUCACUCCUGUCAGGAUCUGCGAAAACUCCGUCUCCGCUUACGUUAGCAUCAUGCGCGGGUGCGACAACAUGUGCUCCUACUGCAUCGUACCAUUCACGCGCGGCCGGGAGCGCUCCCGCCCGCUCGCGUCCAUCGUGAGGGAGGUCGGGGAGCUGUGGGACCAGGGCGUCAAGGAGGUGACGCUCCUCGGACAAAAUGUCAACAGCUACCGAGACCUCGCCUCCCCCGCCCCUCCUUCCGAGCAACCCAACUCUCUCUCUGCUUCACAAAACCCCUCUCACUUCCCCGCCUCUUCCCCGGGGCCUUCCCCCGGGCACUCCGAGCAGCCCUCGCCAACCCGGUUUGCCUCCCCCGAGCUGAGCCCGGGGUUCAAAACCAUCUACAAGCCCCGUACCGGGGGGCUCACUUUCGCGCACUUGCUCGACACGCUCUCGGCCGCGUUUCCGGAGAUGCGGUUCCGGUUCACUUCCCCGCAUCCGAAAGACUUCCCGGAUGAGCUGAUUGCGUUGCUGCGGGACCGACCGAACGUGUGCAAGGCGAUCCACCUGCCUGCACAGAGCGGCAGCUCCAGUGUGCUGGAGCGCAUGCGGCGGGGCUACACACGGGAAGCAUACCUGGCGCUAGUCGACCGGAUUCGACGGGAGGUGCCGGACAUCUCAAUCAGUAGCGACUUCAUCUCAGGCUUUUGCGAAGAAACAGAAUCGGAUCACCGGGACACGCUGUCGCUGCUGGACGCGGUCCGGUACGACAUGGCGUACAUGUUUGCGUACAGCGUCCGAGAAAAAACGCACGCCCACCGGCGCUUCGAGGACAACGUCACAGAUGACGUCAAGAAGCGGCGGCUGGCCGAGGUUAUUGACACGUUUCGACGGAGGGCCGUCGAGCGGCAAAAAGCGCAGGUGGGCACGUGCCAGCUGGUUCUGGUGGAGGGCCCCAACAAGCGGAAUCCGGAGACGGAGCUCGUCGGAACCACGGACGGCAAUUACAAGGUUAUCUUUCCUAAGCAGCCAAUCUCGGAUGAAGAGGGUGGGCUUUUGGCAAGCGCUCCCAUGGUGCAACCGAAUGCCGGCGAUUAUGUCGCCGUCUUUAUCACGGACGCUCAGACCGCGACGCUUGGCGGACGUCCGCUCAGGCGUACGAGCAUUACACAGUGGUCCGAAAGUCAAUUUAGAAAAAGCGGGGUCGAGGAAACGAUUGAAGCAUGCGCCUGACUCAAGGACUUGACGAGGGAUGCGCUGGAAGUGAUUGAUUUGGCAAAGGAGACGAUCAGGAGGUUCUUGCGAAGUAGCUUUCAACUAUUGACGGCAUUUCUGUGAUUCGACUCGGGGAACGCGUUUGCUGCGCUAACAACAAUAGAAGGGAUGUGCCGUUUGCUCGUAUACAGAAGUACUUCAGCGAGCUUCUACAAUGUAAAGAUACUCAGAAGAGUCUUUAUGUGGCCUUAAGUCAUGAGGUACGGAACAAUGUCUUAUAGCAGCUCGUUUGCACGUCAUGGGCUCGCGGACUCAAAGUAAAUAUGCGCAUCAAUGCGUGGUGCACUGAAUUGAAU
Messenger RNA from Klebsormidium nitens, 2631 nucleotides. Lineage: Eukaryota; Viridiplantae; Streptophyta; Klebsormidiophyceae; Klebsormidiales; Klebsormidiaceae. The record is from the annotation of a GenBank genome assembly.